ACAUAAGCACACGACUUCAGGACACAGAUAAAACAUUCCUUACAUUUGUCAAGAUGGAAGCUUACUACUGCCCUUUGCUCUCCUUCAGGUCUUUUCACUUAACACUUUUUACAGUUAUACUUAAGUAUUUCAGACAAGAGUAAGCAAAUAUCACCCCUGGGGUUCUUCUUUCGAGGGUAUUUUCGCUGGACUGUCACCCACGUUAGGAAUGGAAAAUGCAGCACGAGUCGUACAUUUUACAUUUUUCAGCAACUACAUCCCAUCACUAGCCUUUGAAGUACAACGACACAGCUGUCUUCAUUUCACAAGUGCGGAAACCGAGGUCCUGCGGGGGUGACUGCCCCGGACGCAGCUGUUGAGGGGCUGCGCCGAGGUCGAGACGCCAGGCUUCAGGUACACGUACCAGGAAUGACGUCACAGGCGGUGCCAGGCGGGGAUCCACCAGCUCUGGAUGCUUGCUUGGCCGGAAGCGACGCCCCGCAAGGCCCCGCCCCGCCCCGCCUCGCCUCGCCCGCGCGAGCCGGUAGUUGCGCCUCCCAGACUGCAGUCUUGGGAGUACGGAGCCCGGCGGGCUAGGCGAGGCGUGGGCUGGCCCCGCCCCUAAGGCCGGCGAGUCCCCUUCCCAGAGACUUGGCUAGGCGCGGCGCGAGGCGGGGCGCUGCGGCGCCAGCAGCCCUGUGGUGGCGACGACGAUGGACCAGGAGCCGGUGGGCCGUGUGGAACGAGGAGAAGCCGUCGCAGCCUCGGGAGCUGCGGCCGCCGCGGCAUUCGGGGAAUCUGCGGGGCAGAUGAGUAACGAAAGAGGCUUUGAAAAUGUAGAACUGGGAGUCAUAGGAAAAAAGAAGAAAGUCCCAAGGAGAGUCAUCCACUUUGUUAGUGGUGAAACAAUGGAAGAAUACAGCACAGAUGAAGAUGAAGUUGAUGGCCUGGAUAAGAAAGAUGUUUUGCCUACUGUUGAUCCGACAAAACUUACCUGGGGCCCCUACUUAUGGUUUUACAUGCUUCGGGCUGCCACAUCAACUCUCUCAGUGUGUGACUUCCUUGGAGAGAAGAUUGCAUCUGUUUUGGGUAUCAGCACCCCAAAGUACCAAUAUGCCAUUGAUGAAUAUUAUCGGAUGAAGAAGGAGGAAGAAGAAGAAGAAGAAGAAAACAGGAUGUCUGAAGAAGCAGAAAGACAAUAUCAACAGAAUAAAUUGCAGACUGAUUCCAUUGUUCAGACAGAUCAACCAGAGACAGUGAUAUCCAGCUCAUUUGUGAAUGUCAAUUUUGAAAUGGAGGGAGACAGUGAAGUAAUUAUGGAAAGCAAGCAAAAUCCAGUCUCUGUCCCACCAUAAAAUGAAAUGACUAUCAAGCUUCAAACUCUUAAGUUUUUUUUUUUAAAUACAAAAACUUUCACAUUCUUUAUUCAGUGGGACUUAAUACAAUUAUUUAUAUUUUAAAUUAUUAAAAUAUCUGGAAAGGGAAAAUGUUUUCUUCAUUUUUAGGAUCUUAUCUAGCAAAAGCCAGAUCUGAAAUUCAGAUAUUUGUACUGUUUUUACUGUGCAUAGAAUUAGUGCUUUGGUUUUAAAAUGAUCUUUUAAAAAAGUUAAGGACAUCCUAGAGCCUUAAUAGUUAAGAAGAGUUAAAUUAUCAAGCCUGUCUGUUUGUGCAUUUGCUUUUUUUAAAAAAGGUAAGUUGCUGAUUAAGUCUAAUUGGAAUUGAUAAUUCCAUAGUCUUAGAUUAAAAUGAGGAUAUUUUCUCCUAGAUUUUCUCAUGUUAUGCCAUGCAUUUAUAUAUCUAACCAUUAAUUUCACACUAAGGAUGCUUCCCCAUAUAAUAAAAGGAGCAAGAUGGAAGCACUUUGAAUUUUCUUUCAUUGAGAAUAACUGUUUUAUGUAAGAAUCUGUAUUUAUAACACCAGAUAUUAAGAUAGGCUUCCAUUUUUUAAUGCAAGCCACUUAAUCUUGUAUUCUUUUUCAGGACUCAAAUAACUAGUUUUGAACAUAAUAUUAAAACACUACUUAUGGAAUAGAUUUAUUAAUGUUAAUACCUAGUGAAUAUCCAUGUGGCAUCCUGGUUAUGUUACCCAUUCAGUGUUAAUCCUAUAGAAAAGUGGUUUGGAGGGGAUUGGGGGAUAGUGGGACAGGUAUAGAUUUAAUCCAUCAGGAGCAAUUAGAUAUUGUAUAAGGUGCAAUGAUAGCCUAAUGAAAUUACCCAUCAUUCAUCAUUUAGAAGUAGCAAUAGUGAAGACCAGACAGUUUACUUGAAUCUGGUUGGCCACUCCCCUACCUACUUGGUUAUUUGUAAACCUUAUAAAUGUAUAUAUUGUGAAGCUAAUUUUGAAAAUAUUCCUAAAUAUGGCCAGGUACGGUGCUCACACCUAUAAUCCCAGCACUUUGGGAGGCCAAGGCAGGCAGAUUACUUGAGGUCAGGAGUUUGAGACCAGCCUGGCCAACGUAGUGAAACCCCGUCUCUACAAAAAUACAAAAAUUAGCUGGGCAUGGUGCUGCACAUCUGUAAUCCCAGCUGCUCGGGAGGCUGAGGGAGGAGAAUCACUUGAACCAGGGAGGUGGAGGUUGCAGUGAGCCGAGAUUGCACCAUUGCAUUCCAGCCUGGGCGACAGAGUGAGACUCCAUCUUGGGGGAAAAGAAAAAUAUACACACACCCCCACACACUUCUAAAUGUGUGUAUAGAACCUUUUAUCAGUAUAACACUGAUUUAUAAUUAAAUGUGGGUGAGGAAGAAUGUGUGGAGUGUUUCAGAAAUUUUGAUCUUAAAAGCCUUUUCAGAAACUCAAAGCUUUCAGAAAUUAAUAGUUAUAUUAAUAGCCUUCUAAACAGCAUUUUCAAUCUUAAUGUAUCUAUAUAAAAUAUAGUGUCAAAGAAAGUAACAUCAAUAUAGUGGGUCUGUAAUGGAAAUCUGUCAAUGAACAUGAACUGAGUUCUUCAACUACAGGUUGAACGAUAAUUAAACUUUUCAUUAGGAGUGUUCUAGCUACAUGGAUUCAUGGAAUGGUGGUUCAUAGUAAGUGAUGGUAAUCUUUUUAUUUAUGGGUGUAAACCCUUUAUAACUUAGUGCUUAAAAUAUUAAUCUUUUGAUUAUAUAAUGUCCCAUGAAUUAUAGUUUAUCACUAGUUCUAAAACAUGCUAACCUGACCUUUUCCUUCUAAUUUGUUUUUAACUUCAUUUGAGAUAGUACCUCUCACUCACAGAAAUUUAUCUGGUUAUCAGGUGAAGGUAGGUGUGUCUAAAAGUGAUCUUCUGAAUCCUGUCUCCCUAGAGGUACUAGUAUCUAGAGUUUACCCAGAAAAUUUUAUGAUUGUAACAAAAGGAAGUAGUGACUUAUGAAGGUUUUGUUUCUUGAAUUUUACUUUUGCUACUUGUCCAAUAGUGGCUAGUUUAUGUUUAUCAAUACAGUUAUUCACUGUGCCUUAAGUUUAUACUUUGUUUAUGCAAACUAUAAAAUUUCCCAUAAAUGUA
Nomascus leucogenys (northern white-cheeked gibbon) is the source of this 3458-nucleotide messenger RNA. It is a transcript of the gene FAM177A1, whose product is annotated as family with sequence similarity 177 member A1. Lineage: Eukaryota; Metazoa; Chordata; Mammalia; Primates; Hylobatidae. The record is from RefSeq and is a predicted model, not a curated record.